Porites evermanni is the source of this 4536-nucleotide messenger RNA. The record is from the annotation of a GenBank genome assembly. Lineage: Eukaryota; Metazoa; Cnidaria; Anthozoa; Scleractinia; Poritidae.
AUGUGGAAAGCUUGGAAAAGUCUUUUCUCUCAAUGUGUCGAUAAGCACGCCCCGCUACGUUCCAAGCGCGUUCCUGCGAUGAAAUCACCUUGGAUUACUAAGUUACAGUUAUAUAAGGCAGCUGUUCUCCCGUAUUUAACCUACUGUCAUCUUAUAUGGCAUUUUUGCCGUGCUAGUGAUUCUAGACGACUAGAGCGUAUCCAGGAAAGAGCACUUAGGGCUAUAUAUUGUGAUAAACAUUCGUCCUACGGUCAAUUACUGUCUAUGGCCGGGCUAUCUACUCUACACAACCGGCGACUACAGGACAUAGCUAUUCUCGUGUAUAAAGUUAAAAACAACAUGUGCCCAACAUAAAUUUGCACUCUCUUUGAACAAUCUGCAGUUAAGUAUGAACUGCCUAUCAUGACUUCACUAUACCCAGAUUCAACACAGUCUCCUUUGGAAAGCACUCGCUCAGGUAUAUGGGCCCAAAGGUAUGGAGUUCUGUUACUAGUAACGUUAAAAAAGCUUCCACGUUGUCCUCCUUCAAAUAUAACAUCAGAAAAGUGGAUCUUAGCAUGCUAUUAGGUGACAAUAACUGCUCUAACUGCUCUCUUUGCACUUCUUAAUCUUUAAUUUCUUAUUUUUUAUAAGAUAAUGAUACAUUUGUACAUAUUGUUUAUAGUUCUCUCGAAUUUCUCACUUGCUUAUACUGUACAUAGUUUUUCUUAAUUUUAAUUAAUCUAUUAAUUGAUUUAUUCUUUUUAAAUUUAUUUUAGUGUCCCCACUUAGUGGUUAUACACCGUAGCCUGCGUGGCAGGCGCAAAAAGGGGAGAGGGAGGGGGAGGGGGAAGGGAGAAAGGGAAAAGGGAAGGGAGCGCCUGCUCUAAGAGCCUAUGUUUUUACAUAACGCCUACCAAUUUUCUAGUAAUCCGAUUACGCUUACUGUCAAUCAAGUGUCGCUACACUCGCCGUUGCAGAAAAACAUUACACUCACGGACUAAAGAAAUUCGCUUAGUUAUUCAGAUCCAGAAGGCACUUUGGAGAAAAUUGGAACCCUUAUUCAGCCGUAAUAAAAAAAGCUUUACGCUUCAAAAGAGGACAAAGAAAUUGCGCUUGUAUCAGAGGGCAAAUCCGGGGCAAAUCCUGCCGACCAGAAAACAAUAACUACAGCCAAUCGAUAUGUAUGUCAUGACCUCUCAGUGUGAAACAUGCAGCUAAAAUAACAUUUGCUCAGUAUAAAUGCAGAACCUUCCAGACCAUAAUCUACCCAGCAGAUAAAAACAACUUUAUUGGAAUAAGCAGCAUUUUGGCAUGAGGUAAAACCACCCUCUUUUAUUGCUAAGUUACAUCGGCGAAUGUCAUCGUUCGAUAAAUUGGCUAAAUCUUUCCCUGGGUAGCCCAACAAUUCCAUCUCCUGCAACUGGCCUUCGAUGAUACUUUUCAGUGGCGAAAUGACGAGAAUCGCCGCAUUACCAUUUAGCUCGUAGUUCUUCGCGCGUACAAACAUUUGGUAAAUUAAACUCUUGCCGUAUCCGGUCCGCAAAACCGCCAGAACUUCUCUGUCGGCUAAAAGAACCCUUACUGCUGAUUCUUGCUGUGGUUUUAAAACAGUUUCCCUACCGCUAGAUAAAUUCACAUCUCUCAAAGCACUCUCUACGACAUCCACAUCUACCGCUGCCAUCUUGACUGUUUGUUGAUUUGUGAAACGCGCAUUUCAAUAUGUUACUCAUUACGGCUCAGCCAAUCAGGAAUUUGCGGACGCCAGCGUCCGCAGAUAUGAGCAAAAGGGGGUUCUUAGAGCAGGCGUCCCCCCCCCCUCUCCCCAAUCCCCCUCCCCUUUUUCCCUUCCUCCCUAUCCCCUACCCCCUACCCCUUUCGACGCCUGCUACGCAGGCUAAUACACCGCUAUUACAGUCUUGACACUUUAAUAAAGGUAUCAUCAUCAUCAUCAUCACACCUCAUUUGAAAAAAAGAAUGCAUGCCCGUAACAUGCUUAAGCUCAAAGCCGUCCGUUCGGAAAUGCUAAUGACUGGUUGAAAUUCAAGAAAUGUCGCAACGCUGUUAAUAAUGAAAUAAAACAGGCCAAGGAACAAUACUAUAAACAUGCCCUUCAAGACAAUGAACGUGAUCCACACAAGACGUGGCAAAUCAGUAAUGAAUUAACAUCAAGGAAAACUCAUAGCUUUUGGGUAAAAGAGAUAAAACUUGACAAUAAUUCUAUUCGCGAUCCAUGUGAGCUGUCUUCUGUUUUCAGUAACUACUUUUCAAGUAUUGGUCCGACUCUUAUUAACAACAUUCGCCACCCCACUAACGGCCCUUUACAUUUCGAUUAUAUAAUGGAGACCGAACAUAGAUUUGAUCUGAAGACAACUGAACCUUGCCUUCCCAAGUUUUCACUUUAUUAGUCUCGUUUGCGUAAGCAGCGAGACUCAUAUCUGCAACGCGUUUUUCGCCCCGGGGGGUAGUCCCUUAUCUAGGCUAUGUAGGUAUGUGCCGCGCCAAAGGUAGGGUAUAGUUUGUGCACUCUAGUCUUGAAUUGGGUAUGUUUGUUAGAAGAAUUAGCUACUUCUUCAUCAUUUGGCGAUCAGACUUUUUCCCUUUUAAUGUUUACUCCAACUACCGUGUACGUGCCUUAACAGCUUGUCACGCUCUCCGGUAACGCGCCGGGCUCCAGGGCUUCAUGUAUGAAAUAGGGUAUCAAAUUUUGGAUCAGGUCUGAAAUUGGGUACGGAAAAUCACAGAUUUUGGUCUGAAAUAUGGUAAGGGCUUCUUGAAGCGUGCAACACACCCCCACCCAAUUUUUCUGGAAGUACCCCCCGGAAUUUUUGGUCGAAUUUUGGGUCACAAAAGGCAGCUCAUUGUGCCAGGCGUUCCUUGCGGAGACCGUCGAAACUGAAACUAAGAAUCGUUGCAUGAUCGAAGCCACGCAUGUUUUGCGAAGAAAGCUUAGGAAAGAUUAAAUUUAGAGCUUUUCCGAAACGUGUCAGUCCACGAAUUCUAUCGCUUGAAAGCGUUGAUUACUUUGGGACAAGUGAACACUACUGAGUGGUCGAAAAAAAAUAAGAAUCUUAAUUAGCAAAAUUGCGAUGGUCGGGUGUUGUAAACUUUCACUGUAUGCAAAUGAGUCUUGUGAUGAGCAUGCCAUUUAUUUUCGGCGAUGAUUGAAAUGACGUGCCAUGUAAAUCACUUUUUUGAGAUCUGGCAAUGAUGUUAUUUCUCUGGAAUCGAGGCCCUUGAAUUUUCGUGUAUUUAUACACGCGGAUAGACUGCUGCUGGAGAGGCAUUUCUGGUCGUCGCUGACACGCGUACUAAAUCAAUUCAGAAAUAAAUAAAAAGUAUGCCUGCGUGUGCCUGGUCUUUUUUUAGUAUGUUUUCCAAGAAUUCGAUGUAGUCCUUUUCCAUUUGAGGUUUGCGUUUAAAGGUUCUUAGCAGUCCGUUUAGACAUUUGAUUGGGUAUUGGCAUGAAUUGGCAUGAAUACUUUACUUGGGCGAAAUGGUUAUGGUAUUUCCCAGUUUCCUAGCUCGUUCUAAUGAAUCCUCUUUUCCAUAAUCUCUAAGAAUCUUCGAUCUUCAAUUGAGGUCGUUGUUGUUGAGUCACUUAAUAGACAACUGCUGUGUUUUCGACGUCAUCGACCAUGGUGAAACUUUCUCGGAAGUGAAGUGUAUUUGGACAUGCGACUAUCUUGACUCUUCUCUUGCACCUCUUGCGUUACAUGUUGGAUGUGUUGGGACAUUAAAGCAAACCAGAUUGGCACCAGAAUAUACAUCCACGUCCUUGAAUAGUUUGUCGCCACACAGGUUCUCUUGGUUUGUACAUGGAUAGAUCUAUCUUUUAGGUGUAAACAGGUCUGGCCUGAUAUCGUCACUCCAAGGCUAACUUCUGAGCCCAUGGUGCUCCUUUUGGGCUGUUCUUAAAUGCUCUUACUUUUAAUAAUUCUGGGGGUGUCUCUGCCGAUAAGAAGAGGGAUCUUCGCCUCCUCAUCGAAAGGGGUAAACUCUUCGGCAAUACUUCCUACAUGACGAUGCUCCCUCGUGAUUUCCGGAGUCGGUGUUUCUUUCAUAUCUUGGGGAAUGCCAUCGUACUCUAUAAGUGGGGGCAAUACUGAGGUUUUCCCGUGGAUGGACCGUAUUACGACUCCUGCGACUCUCCGGCCAUAUUUGACCACCUUGGUGCCUCCGCAGGUAGAAAGGUGGUACUUGGAUGCGGGACCUUCAGCGUUUAGCCUGUCUGCUAGCUCAGUGCUAAUAAUCGAAGCGUUACUUUGGUCAUCCAAAAUAGCGUACACCCGAUGAACUUCGUAGGGGCGAUCUAAACAUCCACCAGCACUAUCUUGCUACAAGAAGGUCCACCCGGGUGACCUUUGCCUAUCGAUGUGCAUUUCAAACUGAUAACUUCUGAACCACCGUUGGCCGGCUCCCUUUCUUUGCUCCUCUGCUUCUUUUCUUCAGUGCUUGGAGGAGCUCAGGGUGUCUUGUGGUGCUACAGAUACCGCACUUCACUUUUUCUCUGCACUCGCUGGCGAUGUGGUUUGGCGAGAAAAAGCGGAAGCAUAA